AUGAGUGACAGCAUUGCCGACGAGGCGAUUGGGCAGGCCUGCACGCUCCUCACUGCCGCGCUCCACUGCCGCCGUCAGUCCGCGGAGCUCAAAAAGUGCCUCGCGGCCAGCGGCUCUGCAGGAUACGCUCACGCUCAGCAGGCUUUCGCCACCUGCUCGCAUGAGCACGCCUCCGAGGUAAUCUCGAGCCUGGUCUCUGUGGCCAGCGCGCACUGCAAGGCCGAGGUGGCGGCAUUCGCCGCUUGCAAGCGUGGUGGCAGCCGGGCGUGCGAGGAGGACGAUCUCGCAGCGUUGCGCUGUGCAAGCCUGCAGGUGUUGCGGAGCGCGACCAGUGCUCUCCGCCUGCGGGCGCUCUUGAGCCAGUCUGCUCUCGAGAGCGAGUCGUACCCCAGAUGA
This is a messenger RNA of Emiliania huxleyi CCMP1516, 396 nucleotides long. RefSeq lists its product as hypothetical. NCBI's taxonomy places the organism in Eukaryota, Haptophyta, Isochrysidales, Noelaerhabdaceae. Bases 1 to 396 code for a protein of 131 amino acids. The record is from RefSeq and is a predicted model, not a curated record. The transcript has a single exon.